This is a messenger RNA of Castor canadensis (American beaver), 1173 nucleotides long. NCBI's taxonomy places the organism in Eukaryota, Metazoa, Chordata, Mammalia, Rodentia, Castoridae. The record is from RefSeq and is a predicted model, not a curated record.
AUGGAUGUUCAAACAUGGUAUUUCAGAACCUCAAAGCUGGCCCUGGCCUUGGCAAUUAUCCGCUCAAAACCAGCAGAGAAAAGCAGCAGAGAAUAUACAGAGUACCUGGCUACACUGGUAUCUGAGCAGGAGUCCAAGCAGAGGUCCAAAGUGGCAGCCUUGGAAGCUGAAGUACUGCAGUUACAUCAAAAACUUCUUCUGAGUAGGAUUUGUGCAGAAUCCUUUAAGAAUGGUGAGUACAUGAAAUCACUUUCUGCUCAGGAACCUACAAGUUCUCAAAAUACAUUAACUCUGAUGGAUGAUUCUGGCUGUGAUUUAUCAAACGAGCAAAGAACUGAGCCUUCAGAGCUGUCCCUGCAUUCUGUGGAGAGCUGCACCCCCUUACCCUUUUUACCACUGCCUCUUGUGAAAAGACCUUGUGCUACCACAGAAAAUCCUCUGUCUUCUCACAUGCAAUUCUUGCAGCAUCUGCUUGAAUUAAAGAAACUGACAGAGUCAGGUACUUUGAAAACAGACUUAAUUCACCUUGAAAAAGAUUCUUCCACUGUCUCUGAUUCUGUUUUGCAGUUGCUAGAUGGCCUGAUCACUUUUUACCGUAACCCACAGCUUCCUUUUUCUAAGUUUUGGACAGAAGCUGUUGGAACUUUAGCUAGUCUGACCAGUGAUUGCAACUUAUCUAAUCAUGUACUUAAAAAGUGUUACAAGAAGUUGGAAGAAUUUGAGAAAACCCUACUGCAGGCUCUUUUAGGGAAUAACAAUAUAAAUCGGUUUCAGGUGCAACAUUAUAUCGCUCAGAGUCUGGUAACCCUAGGAAGUUGCAGCUUGUUGAGAAAAUCUAUUGUAUCUCUACUUCUGUCAGAAGUAAACAGCUUUGCUGAUGAUCUGGGAGCCAUUGAUCAGGUGCAAGCCAGUUAUGAUGUCACACGCUAUGAAAAUACUUUCUGCCUGUUCUGGAUUCUGGAGCAACUUCUUCAAAUUGAAACCAAAAAAGACCACACCUCAUGUAAAGAUCAUGAUGACCCAGAAAUCAAGAAAUUUCUUCAGAAGCAUGAUAAAGCUAUCUUUCAGCUCUCUGAUGCAUUUCCUUUAUUUGCUUUUUAUUUAUGGAGACUGGGCAUUCUCUUGAACUCAGCAGAGAUAGAAGCUUCUAAAAAUAACUUACUUCCUUCGUGA